Messenger RNA from Triticum aestivum (bread wheat), 711 nucleotides. RefSeq lists its product as uncharacterized. Bases 73 to 609 code for a protein of 178 amino acids. NCBI's taxonomy places the organism in Eukaryota, Viridiplantae, Streptophyta, Magnoliopsida, Poales, Poaceae. The transcript has 4 exons. The record is from RefSeq and is a predicted model, not a curated record.
AUCACCACAACCCAGCCUUCCUCCUUGAAUCGAGCAUAACCAGCGAACCUCACCAGUGCCAUCACCAUCGCCAUGUCUUCCUAUCAUCCUGCUCGGCUGCUCCGUCCGCAAGGGAUAGUCGUCCACGAAAAAUUCCCAAUCAGGUGCACCAAAGGCUGCAACUUCGUCGACAAAGAGAGGGAGAUUCAAAUUUUGGACUCACUUCAAUCGCGCAACAACUGCAAAGAACUGCUUGGGAUGAAAACAUAUCUAGAUAUAGCGGUGAUGGAAAAUGGCAUGCAAGGAAGUAGAUGGCCGGACAUUGUCGUGAGUUCGUGGCCUAUCAUUGAUUAUGAAGUGCCACGGCAAACAGAUGGUUGUUCUUGUGCUCUAUGGAUGUUGAAAAACAGUCAACACUGGACUAGAGUAAGACUGACAGCGAUACCCAACCAGCAUGGCAUCCGACAGUUUAGAAAAUGGAUUGUUGUUGCCCUGAUAAAUUCACCUCACAACAAGUCGAAAGUGCGGAAGGCCAAACCAGCGAACGAUUUAGUAGACCUCGACCUUGGAGGAGACUACGGAGACAACAAUGUACGUUACGGUUUAGGAGGCGAUGAUUCCGCACUGUAGUGGUGUGGUUUGGUGCUAGACUUGGUGUAGAGUUAAUAGGGUUGGGCGUGGUGUGGAUUUAGCCAUGUAGAAGGUUUCCACACUAUAUUCAAUUAUGUUAAA